CACACACUCACUCCAGCCAUGGCGCGGACAACACUCACUGUGUCCCUGCUGCCGCCGCCUCUGUUGCUGUGGCUGCUGCUUUUCCUGGGUCUUGGAGGCGUCUCGUGUUUUAUUGGGACUGUCUCCAACUGUGAUCAAGCAGACAUAGCAAUUACUGGACAAUGGAGUCAACCGGUGAUCCAGAACAUUAAGCCUACAGACAGUCGUAAGUUCUCUACAACGGUGUACGUGGAUCCCGGGCAAGACUUCAAAGGAAUCAGUCUUCGGAUAAGAAACAAUUAUCAGCAAGAUACUUCCUGGUUUGACUUUGACGACUCUUGCAUCAGGAAUGAGUUUAGGCAUGACAAUUACUGGCAUGAGAUCAACGCAACGGUCCAGAAAAUCAACCUUCAAAAAAAAUUCCUUGUCUUCGAGGUUCACACCGGGACGUGUAUCAUGUUGUGUAAGAGGGACCUGCGCUUCGAGGACAUUUGGUCUCUUGAUGUGGUGGCUUAUGGCCCUUCCAAGUGGAGGCUCACCCCCCCGCCGGCCCACUGCAACGUUCACAAGACAAAGGAUCCUAGACAGUCUACUAUGGACGAAUGCACAGAUCCACCAAGCCUUCCCACCGCCCCCACCCCAACCCCCAGAACCACCACCACCACCACCACCCCAACCACAAGCACCACCACCACCACCACUUCUCCCAGAGUCACACCCUCCACCCCCACCACCACCACCACCACUUCUCCCAGAGUCACACCCUCCACCACCACCACCACCACACCCACCACUCCUACCUCAUCUUCCAGCACCUCUACAGCCAAGUCUAGUGAUGAUGAUGACAGCAGCCACGGCCCAUCGCUAUCAACAGAGUGGAUCGUGGGCGUGUCAGUGGUGGUGGUGGUGGUGGUAUUGGUGGUGGUGGUGGUGAUGAUACUGUGUCUGAGGAAAAGGAAAUCGGCAGCCUCACACGAGGUGCUGUAUAGCCCCCAGCCUGCUAAGCCAGCCGGAGACAGCAACAUGGACGUGAGGGUGAACAGACUCUAUGAAUCCUCUCAUCAGAACAGGAACGCUGCCGCCGCUACGAAACACGAUAUAUUUGUCACUGAGAACGAUUUGUACGAGUCUGCUGAUCAGUACAGGAAAACUGACAACGCUACACCAGAAGGCACAGUUGUUAUAGAGAACGAUUUGUACGAGUCUGCUGAUCAGUACAGGAAAACUGAUAACGCUGCACCAGAAGGCACAGUUGUUAUAGAGAACGAUUUGUACGAGUCUGCUGAUCAGUACAGAACAUAGACGGCACUGCACGCGAUGGUCGUUGAAAAAAAAUAUUUAUUUCCAGUGUGGUUCAUUCCUUUGUAUGUAUGUAUGUAUGUAUCUAUGUGUAU
Messenger RNA from Eriocheir sinensis (Chinese mitten crab), 1373 nucleotides. RefSeq names its product mucin-3A-like. The record is from RefSeq and is a predicted model, not a curated record. The coding region runs from base 19 to 1281 and encodes 420 amino acids. Lineage: Eukaryota; Metazoa; Arthropoda; Malacostraca; Decapoda; Varunidae. The transcript has 2 exons.